Corythoichthys intestinalis (scribbled pipefish) is the source of this 2248-nucleotide messenger RNA. RefSeq names its product G protein-coupled receptor 83 (gene gpr83). The transcript has 5 exons. Bases 1 to 1356 code for a protein of 451 amino acids. Lineage: Eukaryota; Metazoa; Chordata; Actinopteri; Syngnathiformes; Syngnathidae. Gene Ontology annotation, biological process: neuropeptide signaling pathway. Gene Ontology annotation, molecular function: neuropeptide Y receptor activity. The record is from RefSeq and is a predicted model, not a curated record. Gene Ontology annotation, cellular component: plasma membrane.
AUGAGGUUUUGGUGCAUAUGCUUAACCGCGAUUGUGUCCUGCGUGGACGCAAACCCUACUGCAGCAGCGGGACUCAACAAAGUCAACGGAAGCUCCGCGGAGGAGAGCGGGAUGCUUUCUUACUUGGAACUUGCUGCAAACACUUCGGGGAAGUUGGGGAACAGGACUUCGCCGUAUUUGCUGCUGGACUUUAACGAAGCCGUGCUGGAGGACUGGCGCUCCCUGGCCAAUGGCUACGUGAAGCGCAGCGGGGAGUCGAGCGUCAAGGUGCUGCUGGUGGCUGCCUACUCCGUCAUCAUUGUUAUCUCCCUGUUCGGAAAUACCAUGGUGUGCCACGUGAUUCUCAAAAACAAGCGCUCCCAGUCGGCCACCAGCGUGUUCAUCAUGAACCUGGCCGUGGCCGAUGUUUUCAUCACUGUACUGAAUACGCCUUUUACGCUGGUACGCUUUGUGAACAGUACAUGGGUGUUUGGAAGAGCAAUGUGUCACAUCAGUCGAUUUGUACAGUAUUGCUCUCUGCACGUGUCCACUCUCACCCUCACGGCAAUUGCAAUGGACCGACGACAGUUGAUCUUACAUCCUUUAAGACCCCGCAUGUCGCCGACUCAGGGCAGUGUCUGGGUGGCUGUCAUCUGGAUAAUGGCCAGCUGCUUCUCCCUUCCACAUGCCAUCUACCAGAAACUGUUGACUUUCAGGUUCAGUCAGGAAAAGGAGCGCAGCCUGUGUGUCCCAAACUUCCCUGAGCCAUCGGACGUCUACUGGAAGUACACUGACCUCCUUACCUUCUUCCUCCUUUAUAUGCUGCCCCUUGUCAUCAUCACAGCAUCUUACACCACUGUGGCCCACCGAUUGUGGCACCACAAGGCCAUUGGCGACGCCACAACAGUUCAGCAUGCCAACCAGAGGAAGAAGCGACGCCGCACUCUGGCCAUGUUGCUGAUCGUGGUGGCCGUUUUUGCUAUCUGCUGGUUCCCACUCAAUUGUUAUGUGGUGCUUCUGUCUAGUGAGGCCAUCCACUCGUCAAAUGUUCUUUACUUCUGCUUUCACUGGCUGGCCAUGAGCUCCACCUGCUAUAAUCCUUUUAUUUACUGUUGUCUCAACCCCAUCUUCCGCCAAGAGUUACGCCAUCUUCUGAGAAUGUGCAGAAGGAGACGGAGCGUGGCGGUGGAGCUAGAGCUGGAGGAUCAACCCGCCGCCGUGUGCCCUCCGUGUCGCAGGACAGCCUGGCCCGACAAUGACGAGUCGCCAAGGCAGGGGCAGGCUUUGCCGCAGCCCAGCCAACCCCCAUCACAGAAACAGGUUCUCACAGGGCGAAGUGAUAUCCUUUCAGUUGAGCCCAUUGUGCCUGUGAGUUGAAUAAUUGCAUAUAAGAAAGUGCAAAUGGAGCCCCAUCAAUCACUUCUUCACUUAAAGGAUGACAAGAACCCACGUGGCAGUCAUUUGGAGGGGAAAAAAGCAGCAGCAUAUCAGCUGACCUUUUUCAUAAAAGACUUAAAUGAAGAGAAUGAAACAUUCUGACAAAUUAUGGAGCCUGGAACACCACGCCAAGCCUCUUAGGAGAAUAGUGUUAUUUCGCAACAUACACCAAACAACAAUAGUCAGACCUUUUCUCUCAUCUAUUUAUAUAAAUACACCUGAAUAAAUACCGGCCUUCAUAGAUUUUGACUGACACUGUGAGAGAAGAAUACUGUACAUACAGUAUUAUGGUCAGUCCGGUGGUAGGAUGUUCUUCAUCUCUGUGCUCUAAAUGAGGGGUCGGGAACCUUUUUGGCUAAGAGAGAGUCAUGAACACCACAUAUUUUUAAAUGUAAUUCCGUGAGAGCCAUGCAAUAUGUUUAAAACUAAAAAUACAAGUAAUGUGUGCAUUAUAUGUAAUUUCAACACUUUUAAAGUACAAUAAGUCUCUGAAUUCUUAUAACAUAUAAUCAGAGGGGAAAGUGGGCCAGAACGGUCAGGAACGCAGUUCCGGUAUAAGAUUCAGAGCGGGAAUGCUGUUCCGGUACACGGUGCUUUGAUUCCGAAAAUAUGACAGCAACUGUCAAAACACUAUGUAAAAAAAAAAAAAAAAUGCUAAGAUACCACACAUGCAUUUCAUCUCCAAGAAGAGAACAAUCUACCAACAUCAGAUUUACAUAUGCAGGUUUUAACAACAAGCAUAAUAAAGUGCUUGUGUAGCGUAAUCCGUUUCCACCAAUAUUUAUUAUUAAUUUUAUUCCACGGACGGCAUGGAGGUUUCCCCAGCUGCUGC